UUGAUAAAAAACCAAGUAGCAAAAAAGAUAAAUUGCGAGAAUAUAUUGAAAUGAAAAGCAAAGAAAAUAUUUUUGCUGAUUAUGACAAGGCCAUUAAGAAUAAAGAACGAGAAAAAGAAAUCGCCUUAUGGGAGCAAGCCGACGAGGAGGAUGAAGAAGAAUUAAGCAGAAAAAAUUAA
Molecule: messenger RNA, 179 nt
Organism: Racocetra persica
Lineage: Eukaryota; Fungi; Glomeromycota; Glomeromycetes; Diversisporales; Gigasporaceae
Source: the annotation of a GenBank genome assembly